Molecule: messenger RNA, 921 nt
Organism: Scleropages formosus (Asian bonytongue)
Lineage: Eukaryota; Metazoa; Chordata; Actinopteri; Osteoglossiformes; Osteoglossidae
Product: olfactory receptor 52D1-like
Exons: 1
Coding region: 1-921 (306 amino acids)
Biological process (GO): detection of chemical stimulus involved in sensory perception of smell; G protein-coupled receptor signaling pathway
Cellular component (GO): membrane
Molecular function (GO): odorant binding; olfactory receptor activity; G protein-coupled receptor activity
Source: RefSeq, a predicted model, not a curated record
AUGGAGAAUGUAUCAGCGGUGACGUCCUUCAUACUGACAGAAUACACAGAAAUGCAGAAUUUUAAAUAUAUGUACUUCACAGUAUUCUUCUUGCUUUACAUGCUGAUAUUAUGUUUAAACGUACUUCUUAUUUCUGCAAUUUACAGUGAGAAACGCCUACAUGAACCCAUGUACAUAUUAGUGUGUAACCUUGCAGUGAAUGAAAUGUAUGGGAGUACUAUAUUAUUCCCAUUGCUUCUUAGUCAGCUGCUGUCUCACACACAUGAAGUGUCUCUGGGACUCUGUCUGGCACAGAUUUAUUGUUUACACACAUACUGUGCUGUGGAGUUCUCUGUUUUAGCAGUUAUGAGCUAUGACAGGUUCAUUGCAAUUUGUCACCCGUUACACUACCACAUUGUCAUGUCCCCUCAAAAAUUGAUUGGUCUUAUUGCCUUGUCCUGGAUGUAUCCCUUUAUUGCUUUUGGUAUGUAUUUUAUACUCACAGCUAAGCUUACUUUCUGUAGCAGGAUCAUACCUAAAGUUUACUGUGCCAAUUUUGUAUUAGUUCGACUGUCAUGUUUUGAUACCUCAGUUCAUAGUAUUGUUGGCCUGAUUGCAGCUGUUUUGUUAAUUGGUCCUCAGCUCUUGAUGGUAAUGUUUUCCUAUGCACAAAUACUCAGAGUGUGUCUGCUUGCCUCCAAGGACUCUCGUGUGAAAGCUCUGCAAACGUGCACUCCUCAUUUAGUAGCUUUUGUCAAUUAUUGUAUAGGGUGCUUUUUUGAAAUUAUUCAAAGCAGGUUUAACAUGAGUAAUUUCCCUUAUGGGUCUCGUAUGUUCAUGUCCCUUUUCUUCUUGAUAUUUCCUCCUUUGCUAAACCCUACAAUAUAUGGAAUAAGUCUUCAGAACAUAAGAAUCCAAGUUAAGAAAGUCUUGGGUAAAUAA